Messenger RNA from Fundulus heteroclitus (mummichog), 1965 nucleotides. RefSeq names its product glutamate receptor U1 (gene grik6). Lineage: Eukaryota; Metazoa; Chordata; Actinopteri; Cyprinodontiformes; Fundulidae. The coding region runs from base 130 to 1509 and encodes 459 amino acids. The record is from RefSeq and is a predicted model, not a curated record. Gene Ontology annotation, molecular function: AMPA glutamate receptor activity; transmitter-gated monoatomic ion channel activity involved in regulation of postsynaptic membrane potential. The transcript is spliced from 10 exons. Gene Ontology annotation, cellular component: dendritic spine; plasma membrane; postsynaptic membrane. Gene Ontology annotation, biological process: modulation of chemical synaptic transmission; monoatomic ion transport; synaptic transmission, glutamatergic.
ACAGAAACUUCACCGAGUCUCUCCUUAUAAAUAUCAAGCUGCAGAAAGUUCGGCUCACAGCGUACUGGGGUCUGUCUUCAGCUGAUUCUCUUGGACUCAUCUCAGGUGAAAAGUAAACAGAAAGCCAGGAUGCUGUUCGCCUUUCUUCUUUUGUCCUCUGGGUUUUUCCUGGACCUGGUGGUGUGUGCUGCAGCCCAAUCUGAACUGAGAAUCACAACCAUAAAGCAAGAGCCAUAUACAAUGGCCAAAGGAAGUCAGCUGGAAGGCUUCUGCAUGGACCUGCUCUCUGAAGUGGCCAAGAAAGUUGGGUUCAAGUACAAAGUGAAGCUGGUGAAAGACGGCGCCUAUGGUAGGCAGGAUGAGAGCGGGAGCUGGAAUGGGAUGAUCGGAGAGGUCCUGAGAGGGGAGGCAGACCUUGCGAUUGCUCCGCUGACUCUGACUGCAGCGCGGGAGAAAGUCGUGGGCAUGAGCAAGCCCUUCAUGCAGACGGGGAUCAGCAUCCUGCUGAGGAAGGACAUCUCAGAGGGUGCUGGUUUCUUUGACUUCCUGACCCCCUUCGCUCCAGAAACCUGGAUCGGCAUACUCAUUGCCUACAUGUGUACUGCUGCUAGUAUCUUCAUGGCUGCCAGACUAAGCCCAUGUGAGUGGAGUGAGGCUCAGAGUGAGAGAAACAGAUUCAGUUUCCUCUACAGCUUGUGGUACACAGCUGGAGGUCUGACGCUACAAGGUGCCGGUCCUCAUCCUAAAGCCCUUUCAGGUCGCGUCAUCUGCAGCAGCUGGUGGUUGUUUUCUGUCGUCCUCUUGGCUUGUUAUUUCUCCAACCUCAGCUCCUCCAAAACCGCGGAGUCCAGUCACCUGACCGUGAAAGGGUUCGAGGACUUGGCCGGUCAGGACACCAUCGAGUACGGCUGCCUGGCUGGUUCCUCCACUCUUGCUUUCUUUAAGAAUUCGAACAACCCAGUGUACCGCAGAAUCUACGAACACAUGGAGAGAACACAGAGUUUCGUCUCGUCGAUGGAUGAGGGGGUCAAACGAGCAAAAGAGGGAAACUUUGCCUUCAUCGGAGAGUCUGUUUCUCUGGACUUGGCCGUAGCGCGUCACUGUGAGCUGGUGAGAGCACAUGAGGUCAUCGGCAUGAGGGGAUACAGCAUCGCUACCCCACUAGGUUCCCCGAUCAUAAAGAACCUCAGUGUGGCCAUCCUUCAGCUCAGCGAGGCAGGCGAGCUGGCCUAUCUGCGGAGCAAGUGGUGGGCCAGCAGCUGCAUAGCAGACAAGGCCAAGCCUGCAGCUGUGCAGCCACACAGCCUGAAGGGGAUGUUCCUGGUGCUCGCUCUGGGCCUGGGCCUGGGGACUUUGGUGGCUGUUCUGGAGCUCACCUUUAAGAGUCGCAGAAAGGCUGCAGAACAGCAGAAGCCAUGUUGCACCGUGCUGACCGAGGAGCUCAGUCUGCGCCUGAAGAACAGUGGCGCAAACAAACCCCAAGAAAAUGCUGACAAAGAAAAACCAUAGAGGCUCUUUCAAACAUGAACUAGCCCGAAAAAAAAGUUGGUGCCCUUUAAAUUAAAUCAGACUUAAUUUUAUAGGUUUUUAAAUUUAACCUUUACUGUUAUAGGUUUUUAAAUUUAACCUUUACUCAAAGCAAACAUUGUUAACUCACAAAACUCGUAUUGCUUGUUACGCCUGUGUUCUAAGAUCAGAAAUAAAAAUCACUGUUGGUUUUUAUGAAAAAUAACGUUUUUAAUCCAAGUUAACAUAUCAAAUCUGAAAACAUGACUCACAUAUGAAGGUUGACUAUUAAUUUAACAGUUUGCAAGCAUUUCUGUACAGUUGGCAGAAGCGUCAUGUGUUUCCAGUAUUUUACUUUUUUUUUUUUUUUUACAAUGUCUCAUAAUAAAAAGGUAAGGAACGUAAACAUCCCAGUUGAUCUAAAUAUAAAUAAAGUUUGUAUUUCUGCUCCAAGUUCGA